AUGGGCUACUGGAAUUGUGACUACAACUCUGGGCCUUCGGACUACAAUCAUUCAUCUGAGGAAACAGACAGAAACUGAGGGGAAAAAACUGGAACACAUCUUAUUUCUACAGAGAGGUGGGGAAAGAGAUUUCCAGGGGGGCAGUGACCUCUCAUGCUCCCCCUUAGCUACAGGGCUGCUGCUUCUAUCUUCCUCCAGCAGUCUAGGGGUGCACUAAGCGAUAAGUAUUAUAUACAGGACAUUUUUAAAUAAUUGCCAUGCAUCUUGGCUUUGGUAAAAAUUCUAAGACUAACAUUAGUAAACAUUGGUUUCACACUUUAAUCUAUUUACAAAUCAUUGCCAUGUAAAUAUCAGGGACAAAUGAUAAACACCACCACAGUGAGCUUUGUUUAGAGAAACCUUAUACAGGAAUAUAAUAAUCAGAUUUCUCCCCCAACUGGGUGCAACCACCAUUCUCCUCACACUACCCAGGACAUGUUGUUGCUGGUAAUCUCACCAAAUGGAGUUGAAAUUUCUGAUUUACACAUAUUUCUCAAACCAGUGAGUCUAUGGAAUGUUAAUAUUCAAGAAUAAUGGACAGGUGUGCUGGGUUUUUUUUGCAGGUGAGCGUACUUAGAGUAUUGAAUGAAUGGUAACUAAAUACCUAUUUGUCAUAUGUCUAAUUUGCUGGGUAUGUAAUUGGUGCAUUAUUUUUCCAUAACAACCUCCCACAUUUGUAAAGCCAUUUCUCUAGUUUUGGACUAUUUUUCGUCUCCCAGAGAGAGGCUAUCAGUAGCCUAGCAGCUACAAGAUUCCUUCAUUUCUCUUUGGGUGACCCUUUCUGUCAGGUUUUACAUUUUUGUCGGGGUAGGGAUUUGGGGGAUGGGGUGGGGAGGGGGGUGCUGGUUGGUCAGGGCUUUUAAAAACAAAUAAUUCCCAGCUUUUAGUGUUUGCGUGAGGGACACCCAAAUGCAAAGUCAGAAGAUGACUGGUAUUUCCUUGUACAAAGUACAAGCUUGCCAGCUCCUGCAAGCUCCUACCCCAUCCCGAGGCUACAAGCACCGCGCCCUUCUUGGGGCUAAGGAUACCAGAGAGAGAAAGUAAAAGCGAAACGACGUCCCUUUGCCGACCAGACUGACAGAGCUCAGACCGGGGUAGACAGAGCAGAGCGACCACCACCCCCUGGCUGGAUCGGCCGCGGGCCAUGGCAUGGGCAGGGGGCUCCGCUGGGCAGCGGUGCCUGCUGCUCCUGGGUCUCGGCGGCUUGCUCCAGCUGGCAGAAACUCUUCAAGUGCGGAUGGGAAGCACCCCACAAAUAGUGUCACUGAAUGAUAACAUCUUCAUACCAUGCACGAUCUCUGGGUACAAGACAGAAGAACUGGAUAUCAAGAAUGUGGGAGUUACCUGGUAUCUUAAGCCUCCAAGAGCAGACCAAAAAGAGGAAGUAUUCACAUUUCUGACUGGAGAACAUUUUCCUCGUAGAAAUGGGGCCAAUAUGUCUGACAGUGACCUGAGAAGAGGAAAUGCUGCACUCUUUCUACCACAGAUACAGUUUAAGGAAGCAGGAACAUAUACCUGCCACGUUACUGUAACCCCUUUUGAUGCUCAGGGAACAGCUGUUUUAGAGGUAGUUGCUCAACCAACUGUCAGCCUGUCUCCAAAAGAAGUUAUAAUAGAAAGUGACAAGGAGAAGACUCUGUCAUGUGAAGUCAAUAAGUUCUAUCCAAAUUUGGUUGACAUUAAGUGGAUGAAGAUUUCAAAGAAUAACCAGGACAGUAGCGUAGCAGCAGAGGAUAUCUGCACAGGAGCCUCUGUAGAAAAUGAAGACGGCACAUUUAAUGUCACUAGUAAAUUAAGGCUGCAACCGUCUUUGCAAGAUAAUGGAAAUGUCUAUAGAUGUAUUGUGAGUCACAAAACAUUUCCUGCCGACUUACUUCUCAAUAGCGUCUUGACUGUCACAGCCCCCAGGUCCGAUUCAAGCAUUUUAAUUGGAGUGGUCAUUGGAACAAUAAUAGCCUGUAUUAUUGUGCUCGGUUUGGGAGUUUUCGUGUACGAUAAGUGUUUUAAGAAAAUUCCACCAACAAUAAUGGCAUUCAUAGGGAAUGUGGAAAUGAAACAUUUAGAAGACACUUCUUUGUAUUGUCAAUUUUCCGGCUUUCGUCCAAAACCUAUAACCGUAGCUUUUUUUCUGAAAAAGUAUCAACAAGAACAAAAGGAGACAAUUUACUAUUGGAACAGUGAAAAGGAUGACAUUCAACGAGAUGAGGAAAGUGCUGCUCUCCUGUCUACGUCAAAGAAUUUUCAGUUUCAGAUAUACUUGAAGUCACUAGAUAAUGGCACUUUUGAAGUUCCAUGCAUCAUUCAUAUAUCUCCAAACGUGCAUGAGCUAAACAAGGCAGAGAUUUCUCUUGAAAUUAUACACGAGGCCCUUCAGCAACGUCCUGCUAUGGCAAUAACGGAAUUGAAGGUCAUAGCCGUGCCAGUGUUGGAUCCAAUCCUGUGUUCUACAGAUGUGCCAAGACCAGAUGAGCCUAUAACUUUGACUUGCAGAAUUCAUUCUUUUUUCCCUGAAACAAUUGAUUUGGCUUGGUAUAAAGAUGGUGAUGAAGUGCCAGAGGAACCCUUCAUUAGUGAUGUGACAAGGGGACCAGAUGGACUUUUCUUCUGCACCAGUAGUUUAACAUUACAUCUUGGAGUUGAGGACACUGGUAGGAGCUUCAUAUGCAAAGCUAAACUUAAAGGCUCACACCAGUAUAAAGAAUCUUCUUGGAAGCUGGAAAAUUUGAUAUUUACUCCAAAAGUCUCAAAUAUUGUAUGUGAGCCCAGUAUCCCCAAGACUGGGGAGGCCGUCACAUUAUCUUGCCAGGUGACAGAUUACCACCCAGCACAGUGUCAGGUGCGCUGGAUAAGAGGCUUUGAAGAACUCACCGAGGCUGCAAUUAAAACCCAGGACCCUCAACUUGAUACAGCAACAAAUCUGUACCACAGAGUAAGCCAGGUGACAUUUACACCUGAACCUGAGGACCAUGCAGUAGAGUUCACUAUUGAAGUCAUCCAUUGCAACAGAAGUACAAAGAAGUCCCAUCCCCUCAUGUUAAAAGGUUUCCCAAGAAUUACAAGUAUUGUUCUUAGUCCAAAUGAUGUGGAGUAUGGAAAACCCCUUUCUCUGACCUGCAAAAUCAUGGAUUUCUAUCCCAGCGAUAUUCAAGUCCGGUGGUUUCAGGAGAACGAUGAAAUCAAGAAGGGUUCAUCAGUACAAGAGCCAAAGCAGGAUACAAAGGGCCUUUUCUGCACAUCUUCUGAUCUUCAGCUAAUACCCUCUGCUCGAGAUUAUGGCAGAAAGAUUGGUGUAAUGGUGAUGCACAAGACUCUGACAAAGCCCAUUAGAAAAAAUGUGUAUCUAAAGCUCCCAGCAAAGUCUCCUGCCGUUUCUGAGAUUAGAGCAACACCCGCAUCACCGAAGGUCAAUGAGAUUGUCUGUCUUGAAGUUUCCAUAUCAGAUUUUGCGCCGGAAAAUAUAAAAGUUGCAUGGUAUAAAGACUGGUCAGAGUUACCUAAAGACAACCAUAACAUAGAUACUCAAAUUGGAAAAAAUGGUUUAUGUUUCUCUACAUUGAAAACACAAUUUACUACGAAUGCAUCUGAUAAUGGAAAAAUGUUCAGAUGUGAGGUUAUUCAUCCAGCAACAAACUCCUGCACAGAGAAAAGGUUUACAUUGAAACUCGAUGAUUUUUCUACCAGCACUGGAGAUAUCCAGUCAGAGUGUGUAUAUCAGAACUACACAUUGAGCCCUAGACCCAUCAGUCAAGAGAUUAACACCCUGAAGAUAGAAUGCAUUACUAGCAACCCAAAGGCUGGGGAGGAUGUGACACUUCGCUGUUUUGUACAUGGAUGGACUACAGAGAGUGCCUAUGUUUCCUGGUUUAAGGGAAAAUACCCCAUUGAAGACAGAAUAGAGAACACAGACUGUGAGAAUGAGUCUGGUUUUAUUACUUCUGUAACUUUUAAACCUGAAGAACAGGACAAAGAAUGCAAGAUCAGAUGUGAGGUUUCUAAUGAUGAGGAAUCUUUUGAGGAUUCAUACAUUUUAAAACUUGCAUAAUCUCCCUUCAGUGAAGAAUGUGGCCAUCAAACAGCAACUCUAUUUCAGUGCUUCAAGGGUUCAGUGAACAGUUACCUCAUUUUUAAAAAAAAACCUCUUUCAGGAAUUAAAACUUUAUCAGCGUAUACAAAUACACUACUCGGGAGAACCAGGGUUUGAGAAAAUAUGGACUGUUCAGGACCCAAGUUCUUCCGCAGGAUUGAAGUUAUCUAGACCACUUUUUCCCCAUCUCGAGUAUUUUUACUUCAAUUUCUUGGCCAGAGACUGUAAUGAUCCUAUGAUAAAAGAACGAAGGAAAAUGGUUUUAACACCAACAGAGUGAAUCCUUAAUUAAAAUGCAUAUUCACCAAGA
This is a messenger RNA of Malaclemys terrapin pileata, 4433 nucleotides long. RefSeq lists its product as uncharacterized. Lineage: Eukaryota; Metazoa; Chordata; Testudines; Emydidae. The record is from RefSeq and is a predicted model, not a curated record. The transcript is spliced from 11 exons. The coding region runs from base 1184 to 4081 and encodes 965 amino acids.